Parnassius mnemosyne (clouded apollo) is the source of this 981-nucleotide messenger RNA. The record is from the annotation of a GenBank genome assembly. NCBI's taxonomy places the organism in Eukaryota, Metazoa, Arthropoda, Insecta, Lepidoptera, Papilionidae.
AUGCCUAAAUGGUUACCAAUAAACAGACUUCUGCAGGUGCGAGUCACCUCAUGCAUAAUCUUUUUAUUAUGCCUUAUAGCUGUGAUUCAAUUCUUUGCCUCAUACGGAGAAUAUAAUUAUGACCACAUACCACGAGAACAAUUGAUCAGUAAUAUAUAUUUCCAUACAAACCCCAAACUAGUGCCAAAGAAAGAAACACCAAACUGUAACUAUGAUGGUAUAUUGCAAAGCACAAGUACCAUCAAUAGUUGGGAGGUUCCAAAGAAAUAUGAUGAUUUCUCGGCUGCUGGAUUAGCGAAUGGUAGUUAUACACCUGAGAACUGUAACCCUCUCCUCAGUGUUGCCAUACUAGUUACCUACAGAAACAGACAAAAUCAGCUAGAUGUGUUCAUACCAUACGUGCACAAUUUUUUACGUAAACAAGGUAUUCACUAUAGUAUAUAUGUUAUUGAGCAACAAGAUGACAAAGCAUGGAACAAAGGUGCCUUGUACAACAUAGGAGCAAAGCAGGCGAUAGCAGACAAAUUUCCUUGCCUCAUUCUCCACGAUGUGGACCUCCUGCCCCUGGACGUUGGCAACUUGUAUGCAUGUCUGCGCGAACCUCGCCACAUGAGUGCGAGCAUUGACAUAUUUAGAUAUGUGUUAACAUACGAUUACCUGGUGGGUGGAGUGUUGGCGAUCCGGUCGGAUCAGUACAUGUCUGUGAAUGGAUUUUCGAAUCGGUUUGAGGGAUGGGGCGGUGAGGAUGAUGACUUCGCAGCCAGGAUCGCUGCUAAGAACUUAAAGAUUUUAAGAUAUCCGCGAGAAUUAUCAAGAUACACAAUGCUGGUUCACCGUCAUGAGAAGAAAAACGAAGAGAGAGCGCGCAUCAUGUAUGAGAACAAACACAACUUCAACCACGACGGUCUCAACUCAGUAGAUUAUGUAACUAUCAAUGUCAAGAGAAAUAGGCUAUUCACACUGAUCGGUGUAAAAUUAUGA